AAUCUGGCAUAACUUUUAUCUUUCAAUGGAUAUAGAUACUGCUAAUGCUGAAUCCAUUAAUCAGAGAGCUGGUCUCUUAAAGGAUCAGGUUCGACUAAUUAAGAGAAAGGAUUGUGAUAGAUAUGAGAUUUCCUCAAUACCAGAUAAUUUGUCAUUUGAGAAAGGAUUCUUCAUUGUAAUCCGUGCAUGCCAAGUGUUGGUUCAGAAGAAUGAAGGACUGAUAAUGAUAGGAGUCGCUGGUCCCUCUGGUGCUGGAAAGACCGUAUUUACGGAUAAAAUAAUGAACUUUAUGCCAAGCAUUGCAGUUAUAUCAAUGGAUAACUACAAUGAUGCUAGUCGAAUUGUUGAUGGCAAUUUUGAUGAUCCACGCCUAACAGACUAUGAUACGCUGCUGAAAAACAUCAAUGAUCUCAAGACUGGGAAAGCAGCAGAGAUUCCGAUAUAUGAUUUCAAAUCUAGUUCCCGAAUAGGAUACAGGACUGUCGAAGUCCCUAGCUCCCGCAUUGUGGUUAUUGAGGGCAUCUAUGCUCUGAAUGAAAAGUUGCGGCCUUUCCUGGAUCUUCGCAUAUCUGUAAAUGGUGGAGUUCACUUUGACCUUGUUAAAAGAGUUUUACGCGACAUACAACGUGCAGGGCAGGAACCAUCAGAAAUAAUCCACCAAGUAUCUGAAACGGUUUAUCCAAUGUACAAGGCUUACAUUGAGCCUGAUCUCAAAACUGCACACAUAAAAAUUAUCAACAAAUUUAAUCCUUUUUCUGGAUUUCAGAGUCCUACGUACAUUCUAAAGUCAUCAAGGAAUCUGAAGGUAGAACAAAUCAAGUCUGUCUUGGCUGAAGAACACACUGAAAGUACGGAACUGAUCUAUGACAUAUACCUUCUGCCACCUGGUGAAGAUCCAGAGACAUGCCAAUCAUAUCUGAGGAUGCGAAAUAAAGAUGGGAAAUACAAUCUCAUGUUUGAGGAAUGGGUCACUGAUUCUCCAUUUGUCAUAUCACCAAGAAUCAGUUUUGAAGUUAGCGUGCGUCUUCUUGGUGGAUUGAUGGCUUUGGGAUACACAAUGGCAGCCAUCCUCAAAAGAAGCAGCCAUGUAUUUUCUGAUGAAAGGGUUUGUGUGAAAAUUGAUUGGCUUGAGCAACUAAAGCGCCACUAUGUGCAGGUCCAAGGAAGAGAUCGUGUUGUUGUAAAAUGUAUCGCUGAGCAGCUGGGUUUGGAAGGUUCAUACACUCCUCGUACAUAUAUUGAACAAAUACAGCUAGAGAAGCUUGUGAAUGAGGUUAUGGCGCUACCAGAUGACUUGAAAACAAAGCUUAGUCUAGAUGAAGAUAUUGUCUCAAGUCCUAAAGAAGCUCUCUCUCGAGCCUCGACAGAGAGGGCAUGGAGAAAUAAGAAUAUCAGAAGCGGAUUGUCACAUUCAUAUUCAACUAACAGGGACAAAAAUCUCAAUGUUAGUUCUGAUUAUCAGAGGAAUGACAGGAUUGAGGAAUCAGGGACAAGAUUAGCAAACCAGGGAGCGGUCACACAUCUAUUGGAGCAAAUUUCUACGUUGAAUGACCGGAUGGACGACUUCACGUCUAUAAUGGAAGAACUUAAUUCUAAGUUGUGCAGCAGAAGAGCUUCUCCGAGAAACAAACAAGCUUCACCAUGCAUACAAAAUCUGACGUUAGAAACUGAAGCAUGCGUUGGAUCUGCUCCUACUAACUAUUUCAUCUCUGGUUUGGAGAACGGCUCGUUGACUGGGUCCAUCAUGCCUAAUUCCUCAUCUUUUACUUCCACUAUUGGAAAGGAGUCUGCCUUGAUGGAAGAGAUAUCCAAUAUUGCACGUGGACAGCGUCAACUUAUGCAUCAGCUGGACAACGUUAGCAAUGUUCUUCGCGAGAGAUUAGGAGAACAGUCUCGACAAGCAAGAAUGAACAAGAAAAGGGAUACAAUCAAAACCAUCAGAAAACCUCUCAUUUUAACAUUAGCAGUUGGUGGCCUGGGAAUUCUCUUGUUUAAGAGCCUCCAACACCGUAACUGAUUCUUCAUUCUAAUAUUUUUACUGUAGGAUUUUUCUUUUUCUCCUACACAGCUUACAUUUUUUCAUAGCGUUGUACCCUUCAAUCGGGAUAAAAUACUGCUCAUGGAUCAAACUGAUCUGUGAUUUUGAGGCUAAGAAGGCAGAAUGUGAUGCUUUCUGAUUGAUGAGUUUUGUUAAAGAAGGGAAUGAAUUAGAAAAUUUUGGG
Molecule: messenger RNA, 2222 nt
Organism: Solanum tuberosum (potato)
Lineage: Eukaryota; Viridiplantae; Streptophyta; Magnoliopsida; Solanales; Solanaceae
Product: uridine-cytidine kinase C-like
Exons: 11
Coding region: 26-2017 (663 amino acids)
Molecular function (GO): ATP binding; kinase activity
Source: RefSeq, a predicted model, not a curated record